AUGUCAGCUGAUGUUACAUUUUUUGAGUCUCAACCUUAUUAUACAUCUUCUGAUCAUUCUGAUGUAUCUAUGGUUUUACCCAUUCCUCAGGUUUUACCUAAGCCAAACUUUGAAGAAUCUAUGUCGGAGGAUGAUGGACAAGGUGGGAGAAGGAAGAAGAAAGGGCUGAAAGAGAAGAUAAAGGAGAAAUUCACAGGUGGAAAGCACAAGAAUGAGGAACCACAUCACCAAGCACAUGGUGUUGGAACUCGAACCACAACAACUACUACAGAGCAUGAGAAGAAGAGUAUGAUGGAGAAGAUCAAGGAGAAGUUACCCGGCCAUCAUAAUCAUCACUAG
This is a messenger RNA of Solanum lycopersicum (tomato), 339 nucleotides long. The record is from RefSeq and is a predicted model, not a curated record. Lineage: Eukaryota; Viridiplantae; Streptophyta; Magnoliopsida; Solanales; Solanaceae.